AUGGAGCAGGGCUUCUUGUACGAACGCAUCGUAGCGUCGCGCCUAGACAACAUUUUCCUGCAGCCGCACCCCCCAAUCCUGACACCCUCCGGGCGCAACCGAGACUGGGAACGCUUUGUUGGGAGCGAUGGCCCUCUGGGCGAGCGGGCGCGGAAACUUAUCGGCCAUAGGUAUGUUUCAGAAAAAAGAGGCAUUUCUGCGAAAAGCCACCGCCUGCACGAUCUCAUGGAUGUCACGAUCAACACAGGCAGUCGCGACGUGCACGAGUUGUAUCUGCAAUGGAGAGACGAAAAUCGAAAAGACUUCAAUGAAAAUUCAUCAGGCGCUGCCGCUUCGUCAGCUCUGUUUGACAACAGCGGUAGCACUCCGACUAGUCUCGCGACCGUUCAAAAUCUCGACGGUCAAACAGCAGAGGGGGCCUAUAGUGAUCGCUAUCACGUUCAAUAUCGCAGUCGUGUGUCC
This is a messenger RNA of Amoebophrya sp. A25, 462 nucleotides long. The record is from the annotation of a GenBank genome assembly. NCBI's taxonomy places the organism in Eukaryota, Dinophyceae, Syndiniales, Amoebophryaceae.